Dreissena polymorpha is the source of this 1230-nucleotide messenger RNA. RefSeq lists its product as uncharacterized. The record is from RefSeq and is a predicted model, not a curated record. The transcript is spliced from 8 exons. NCBI's taxonomy places the organism in Eukaryota, Metazoa, Mollusca, Bivalvia, Myida, Dreissenidae. The coding region runs from base 551 to 1051 and encodes 166 amino acids.
UAGCACGGACUAGCCACGUAAUCAUUUGUCGAAUACUAUUACAUAUUACGCAUUCACAUUUGUUCCCUUUUCGAUAAAAUAGCUAUUUCACUUAAUUGCUAAGAUGCAUACUGUGUCAGUUAUUGUGAUGGUUUUUGUUCACGUGUGGUUUUUGGAUGGCUGAACGGUCGAUGUGGCAUACAGCUGCGACAUUUACAAACAAAAAGAGGAAGUAACUCAAGUGUGGUGCUGGGACAUCACAACGUUGUUCAGAUGCAAAGAAUCAAGCUGGAAACCAGUGUAUGAGUUGGGCCUCUGCUCUCGAAACGAGUGUUGCCCGGGGUACCAAGGACCAAGCUGUGAACCCGUGUGCUUCGAUCCGUAUGGUUGCCCAAAUGGAGGCAUAUGCAAGGCUCCUGGAAUAUGCGAAUGCAAACCAGGGUUCAUCGGAAAUCAAUGUGAUGACAUCAACGAGUGCGGUAGGUUGAACGGCGGCUGUUCUCACGAGUGUGCCAACACCCCUGGAUCAUACCGCUGUUCUUGCCCAGAGGGUUUCAACAUUGCAACCAACAUGCACACUUGCAUCGAAAUACGCACAACAACGCUAUCACCUCCACCCGGUGCUUGCGCAUUAAAUAACGGAAACUGCUCCGACACCUGCGUGGAAACCAAUAAUGGUUCCCGGCAUUGUAAUUGUCCAAAAGGAUAUGAGAUCUCGGAGAAUGGAACCACGUGCAAAGAAAUAGAUCUACAGCCACUAGCGAUUGUUUCCAUCAAAGAUAACUUUCUUCUUGACGUGAUUCUUAUGCUGUCGCUGUCAGUGAUCACACUUCUGUUACUGUUGGUCAUGUGCUGCUUCAGGAGGAAGAGUUUUGAUUGGCACGUUAAGGUGACGUCUUCGAUGACAUCCUUGGUUCGCAAUGUGAAGCAAAGGUGGGGAGACUGGAGGAAGUCGAAGAAGCCAAUGUACGAGAAGAUCAGGACUGUACAAGAGGAGUACGAACACGACUACGGCCAAAACAGUGAUAUCAAGCGUCCGUUGGUUACGAAUGAAGAUAUUUGUAAUAUCUAGUACGCUGUGCGUGCUCAUAGCUAAUUCGGUCAUACACAUGUGUGCAGUCUGAGGAGUACUGGGGGUUGUUUUGCUUGAUUAAGAUAGAUUUCAGUAAUGUAGGGUUGUGGUAGUAUGUAGUGUUUGCAGUCAAAGCUGUUUUCGUCCCACUUGCAAGUGAAAUACUCACUUUUUUUCCA